GAUGAGACUGAAGAAAUGGUUUUACGUUUACAGAAAGAAGCAACGGCCAAACCAUAUGAAAAAAUGACUCUUGCCCAGUUGAAGGAAGCUGAAGAUGAUUUUGAUGAUGAAGAUAUGAGGGCUAUGGAAACAUAUAGACAAAAGCGUUUGCAAGAAUGGAAAGCUCUUCAGAAAACAAAAAAAUUUGGAGAACUAAGAGAAAUUUCUGGUGACCAAUAUGUAAAAGAAGUUACAAAUGCAGAAAAAGAUGUCUGGGUUAUAAUCCACUUGUAUAGAUCAAGCAUCCAAAUGUGUUUACUGCUUAAUCAACAUCUGAGUGUUCUAGCAAGAAAGUUUCCAGAAACCAAAUUUGUUAAGGCUGUUGUGAAUAGCUGUAUUCAACACUACCAUGACAGAUGUUUGCCCACAGUUUUUGUGUAUAAAAAUGGCCAAAUAGAAGGAAAAUUCAUUGGAAUUAUUGAAUGUGGAGGAAUAAAUCUGAAGUUAGAAGAACUUGAAUGGAAACUAGCAGAAGCUGGAGCCAUACAAACAGACUUGGAAGAAAAUCCUAAAAAACAGAUUGUAGACAUGAUGGUAUCUUCCAUUAGAAACACUUCUAUUUAUGAUGAUAGUAAUAGUUCAAACAGUGACAGUGAUGAGACUAAAUGUCCUUAG
Vombatus ursinus (common wombat) is the source of this 654-nucleotide messenger RNA. RefSeq names its product phosducin like 2 (gene PDCL2). Gene Ontology annotation, biological process: protein folding. NCBI's taxonomy places the organism in Eukaryota, Metazoa, Chordata, Mammalia, Diprotodontia, Vombatidae. The transcript has 5 exons. The record is from RefSeq and is a predicted model, not a curated record. Gene Ontology annotation, cellular component: cytoplasm. The coding region runs from base 16 to 654 and encodes 212 amino acids.